AUGGUGAAGAUUUUCGGUGGUUUUUCCAAAAUAGAAGAGUCAGACUUGAAAGCAGUAUGUAAAGAUUACUGCUCUAUGGAUGAAGAAAGACAGAAUAUUAGUGAAGCUGCUAGGGCUUUUAAACGUAAUGAAAGAAAACGUGUUCGAAGAGCCCAAGAAAGUGUUGAGGAAUGUUAUGGAAGACGUAGAUUGCAGAGAUCAAGUGCAAUAAUAACUGUUCAAGAUGUAACAGUAGAUGUCGAAGAGUAUAAUAUUGGCUCAAUGACGGAACAAUGUAGUUAUUGUAAUGCUUACUUCUGGGCCAAAGAAAGAAAUUCUUCUGGCAAAUAUACGAAAUGCUGCCACGAUGGAAAAAUUAAUUUGCCUACACUAAUGGACAUUCCCGAGUUGCUGCAAAAAUUAUUAAGUGAUAAUUCGAUUGAGGCACGAAAUUAUCGAAAUCAUAUCCGGGAAUAUAAUUCUGCUCUUGCUUUUGCAUCAUUUGGAGCACACAUAAAGCCACCUCCUGGAAAUGGACCGUAUUGUUUUCGGAUUCAUGGUCAAAUUUAUCAUAUGGUGUCACCUUUGUAUAGCAAUGAUCAAAAUAAUGCUGGAUACGGGCAGCUGUAUAUUUUUGAUUCAACUGAAGCUACCAACAGACGCAUUGAAAACAAUACUGGAUGUUUACGCUCUGUAAUGGAACAAUUAGAUGGUCUAUUGAGGCAAAUUAACCCUUUUGCUGCAUCAUAUCUUCAGAUGCAUCAGUUUAUUCAAUUAAACCCUGCAACAGAUGUAAAAUUAGUUUUUAUGGAAGAUCCCUCUUCAGAUUUGAGACGGUAUAAUGCUCCCACAUCAAAGACAGAAGUUGCUGCCAUAUUCGUUGGAGACAAUGGGGAACCUCCAUCUAAUCGAGAUUUGUGCAUCUAUCCUGUUGCAGACUCUUGCAAAACUAUUUCUCCUAUGAAUCCAUGCAUUGAUCCAAUGGUCUAUCCACUUCUCUUUCCACAAGGAGAUUGUGGUUGGCAUGCUGGAAUGGAGCAUGUACAAGAGCGACGUACUGCCAAGCGUAUCCGUGUAACCCAAUUACAGUAUUAUGCUUACAGACUUGCUAUCCGCAGUGAGUUCAGCCUUCUUCAUAGCAGUGGAAAGCUCUUUCAGCAGUUCAUCGUUGAUGUUUAUGUCAGAACAGAAGGUUCAAGAUUGAACUAUUUAAGAUUGAACCAGAAAGAUUUACGUGUUGAGUUAUAUCAAGGUCUUUUGGACGCUCUUCAAAGUGAAGCUCACUCAAACAAUGUAAAAAUAGGGAAGUUGAUCAUCUUGCCAUCAACCUUUCAAGGAUCUCCUCGCUCCAUGCAACAAAAUUAUCAAGAUGCCAUGGCAAUUGUUUGA
Molecule: messenger RNA, 1368 nt
Organism: Parasteatoda tepidariorum (common house spider)
Lineage: Eukaryota; Metazoa; Arthropoda; Arachnida; Araneae; Theridiidae
Biological process (GO): DNA repair; telomere maintenance
Molecular function (GO): DNA helicase activity
Source: RefSeq, a predicted model, not a curated record